GCGGAAGAAACGUUCCACCCUUCACACAAUCGAGAGACGCACAUAGGCUACACCAGCUACACGGACAGAUGGAAAAUGCCUUUAAUAGUGAUAAUGAAAAACAAAACAACGAGUAGUUUAAAAACAAGAUUAUUUUUGAAGAGAUAAAUAUUUUAUAGACCCUACACUUAAAUCAUGGCUAGAGAGUUAAUUGACUGCCACUGUCACCUUUCAGCAAAUGAGUUUACACAGGACAUUGAUGAUGUACUUUUGAGAGCAAAAAAGACUGGAGUGAAAGCUCUUGUGGCAGUUACAGAGGGAGCCAGUGAGUUUGAGAAAGUUAUUCAGUUGUCAAAAAUCUACCCUGGUUUUGUGUUCCCUUGUUUUGGCAUUCAUCCCCUUCAAGGGUCAGGGAAAGACUUACACAGUGUCAAGGUUCAGGACCUGGAGCCAUUCCUUCCUUUGUUCCAGAAGCACAGAGAUAAUAUUGUUGCCAUUGGAGAGAUUGGUCUUGACUUUACCCCCUGGUAUGCAAAUACUAAUCAAGAGCGUGAUGAACAGAUACAAGUCUUUACAAAACAACUUGAAAUAUCUAAAGAACUGGAUUUGCCCGUGAAUGUACAUUCCCGCUCAGCAGCCAAGGCUACCAUAGCCACAAUGAAAGAACUAGGGAUUGGCCAAGCAUUGUUGCAUAAUUUUGCCGGGAAGCCAUCGGUUGCCAUGGAAGGGGUUCAGGCUGGAUUCUCCUUCUCCUUUCCGCCUGCCGUCAGCAAAAACGAGCAGAGAGCAAAAUUAAUCAGACAGAUUCCACUGGAACACAUUUGCCUUGAGACAGACUCUCCAGCCUUGGGGCUUGACGAUCAUGUUAGAAAUGAACCCGGGAACAUAACGAUCAGCUGUGAAUACAUUGCAAAAGUUAAGAGAAUAUCUCCAGGUGUAGUAAUGGAAGUCACAACACAAAAUGCCCUUCGGUUGUUUCCAAGGUUAAAAACUUAGAGUUAAUAUUAUCUUAUUUAAUUUAGUAAAUUCAUUAGUUUUUCUUUUCUGUUUCUUUCAAAAUGAAUUCAUACAGGUUUUGAUAUAAGCAUGAUGGGCAAAUGACAAAUUUUCAUUUUUUGGGGGUGAACUUUUCCUUUAAUUGUAUGCCAAUGACUAUGUAAUAAUAUCAUUGUUUUUUAUAUGUAAAAUAGUUUAAAUAAAAAAAUAUUGCCAGA
Messenger RNA from Pimephales promelas (fathead minnow), 1193 nucleotides. It is a transcript of the gene tatdn3, whose product is annotated as TatD DNase domain containing 3. Lineage: Eukaryota; Metazoa; Chordata; Actinopteri; Cypriniformes; Leuciscidae. Gene Ontology annotation, molecular function: hydrolase activity, acting on ester bonds. The record is from RefSeq and is a predicted model, not a curated record.